Lodderomyces margitis is the source of this 1413-nucleotide messenger RNA. Its product is annotated as mRNA-binding protein. The coding region runs from base 1 to 1413 and encodes 470 amino acids. The transcript has a single exon. Gene Ontology annotation, cellular component: cytoplasm; nucleus. Lineage: Eukaryota; Fungi; Ascomycota; Pichiomycetes; Serinales; Debaryomycetaceae. The record is from RefSeq and is a predicted model, not a curated record. Gene Ontology annotation, molecular function: zinc ion binding; poly(A) binding. Gene Ontology annotation, biological process: regulation of mRNA stability.
AUGCCACUCAACAUCUCGCCAAAAAUUUUAGAAGAGCUUAGACCUGGGUUAGAAAGCGAACUUAGAAGCCGAUAUAGUGUAGACAAUGAAGAAGCACACGACAUUGCCGAAUACAUAAUAUUCUUGAUUGAAAAUAAAGAUUCCAAAGACAAGGUCUUGGAAGAGAUAUUAGACGUGAAGGAAUUUCCUGGGGAUGAAGGUUUUAUAAAUCUUGUGUUUGACGAGAUUGCCAAUAUUCAGCGCAAACAUGAACAGGUGGGACAGGUACCAGUCCAACAUGAGGCAAGCAGUACAGGCGGUGCAGACCCAUUUGUUAAUCAAAACCAGGCCCCAAAUUAUGUUCCAGGGCCUGGCCCGAGUAUACAAACUGAGUCUGGUUUAUCCAACAUAUCGGGGGCUCCACCAACUGAUAUUCAUACAAAACAGCGUCCAACAGGACCCAGCACACCAGCAGGACCAAAACGAAUGACAGAGAGGGAGAAGCUCGCAUUGAGAAACAAGAGAUUUGGCAAUGACUCUUCCAUUGCACGUACCGGUAGCCAAACCAAGGGCAUAGGUAAGUCAAGACCAAGCGACCGUGGAAAUGUAACGAGACCACCACAAGCGACGGCAAAGUUGGAGCAGUUGAUUGCAUCUGGAAAUAACGGUCAAGACAAUGUCACAAAGUUUGUAACUCGUAAACCAAAGGGUAGAUGUCCUCGUUUCCCCAAAUGUACAGUUGCAAAUUGUGAGUUUGCACAUCCAACUAAAGAGUGUUUUGCGUAUCCCAACUGCCCCAAUCCGCCGGGAACUUGUAACUUUUUACAUCCAGAUCAAGACCAGGAGUUGAUUGCCAAGCUAGAGGAAUCAAAUAAGGAGUACAUGGAACAAAAAAAGAGGUAUAUUGAGUUGAAGCAAGGGUCUUGUAAAUUUGGUGCCAAAUGCGCUAAAGAGAAUUGUCCAUUUGCCCAUCCUACACCAGCAAACCCAGAAGCAAAGAUCGAGACCUUGGAAUUUUGUCCCGGUGGAAUCAAUUGUCAAGACGAUGAAUGUAAAAAAGCGCAUCCGCGUGCACCAACUGCUGGUGUUAAGCCAUUACCAACACUCCAUGAGAUUUCUUUGGAACAGUGUAAAUACGGUAUGAAUUGUACUAAUUACAAGUGUGUUAGAAGACAUGCAACAUCGAGUGUGCCUUGCCGUGCUGGUAUCCAGUGCACCAGAGUUGACUGUACUUUUAAUCACCCCUUUAAGGAGAUGUGCCGUUUUGGUGCUGCUUGUCAUAUUGCAACAUGUAUGUACCAGCAUCCAGAAGGUAGAACCAUGGUGCCUCAUACAUGGACAAAGGAUUCUGCCGAUUUAUCUCAGAAUCAAGUUAAUGAGCGUCAAUUUGCUGUUGGUGAAGACCAAGUUAUGGAACAAGUCGCUCAACAAUAA